Prunus armeniaca (apricot) is the source of this 369-nucleotide messenger RNA. Lineage: Eukaryota; Viridiplantae; Streptophyta; Magnoliopsida; Rosales; Rosaceae. The record is from the annotation of a GenBank genome assembly.
AUGGAUGAUAGUGAGUUAGGCUAUGUUGGAUUUGAUCCUUAUGAGUUUGCUAAUGUGAUUGGGGAUGGAGUUCAACCCUUGUAUCCUGGUUGCAGGGUGAGUUAUGAGAAAAUCCACGCAUGUCCCAAUAACUGCAUCUUGUAUAGGAAUGAUUAUGAAGAUUCAACUCAUUGUCCUACUUGUGGCAGGCAAAGAUUCAAUCUUGAAAGAGGGCGUGGUAGCGAAGGUGGUGUGGUUUUUUCCUCCAAUUCCAAGGGCAUAGAAAAUGGUUACCAAUCAAUCAUCCAUAUCGGAGGCAACGUGCAGCUUUUAAUGGGAAACCUGAAUAUGGCACGCCUCCACCGGAGAAGAAGUGCUGCAUAUGGUUGA